AUGGAGGACAUGGUGCUAGCAUCGGAGCUGGACCGGCUACAGGCGAUGGCGAGGGAGCUGGGUGCGCAGGUCGACAACAACGACGCGCCGGCCGCCGCGAGGGAGCUCUGCGGCGCGCUGGCCGCGUCCGUCGACAGGGCCGUCUGCCUAGCCGGCUACGGCGGUGGCAAUGCCGGCGCCGGUAAGAACAGUGGCCAGCCGAGGAACAGCAGCAGGAAGGCGGCCACGGCGGCGAGGACCAGAAGGCAGGUGCGGGUGGCGUCGGUGCAGGACACGGCGCCGCUCGACGACGGGCUCAGCUGGCGGAAGUACGGCCAGAAGGACAUCCUCGGCGCCCCGUACCCGAGGGCGUACUUCCGGUGCACGCACCGGCACACCCGGGGCUGCCAGGCCACCAAGCAGGUGCAGCGCGCCGCCGGCGAUCCUCUGCUCUUCGACGUCGUGUACCACGGCGACCACACCUGCUCCAAGGCCGACGUGCCGUCGCGUCUGAUCAGCCCGGAGCAGCAGCCACCUGCCUCCGGCCAGGAGCAGGGCUCGCCGGCUGGGACGCAGGAAGGGAUGCAUUGGUGGGCGGCAGAGCCACCCGCGGCCAUGGACGGCUGCUGCCCGCCAACAAGCUCCUGGUACCAGCAUGCCGGUAGCUAUGGCUACGCUGCGGCUGCCGGCCUUGGGACUGACAUGGACUUCGAGGCUCAGCUCGACGAGUUCUUGAAUCCGACCAAGUUUUUCCAGCCAGAGAUUCAGACCCUGUAAGGCGCCGCGCUAGAAUUAGAUUCAGACUUGCGUGAUCACAGGUUACAGGUGGUACACCUAUCAUAUGAUCAGUUAUCACUACGGCAGCUACAUAUAGUAUCUCUAUUGGUCAUACACCGGCCACUGGAACAAGAAUUUAGAAGAAAUGGCACUACCUCCAUAACUCCAAUAUAUUAUGGAUUAGCAUAUCCACAA
This is a messenger RNA of Lolium perenne, 951 nucleotides long. RefSeq names its product transcription factor WRKY19-like. Gene Ontology annotation, biological process: regulation of DNA-templated transcription. The record is from RefSeq and is a predicted model, not a curated record. NCBI's taxonomy places the organism in Eukaryota, Viridiplantae, Streptophyta, Magnoliopsida, Poales, Poaceae. Gene Ontology annotation, molecular function: sequence-specific DNA binding; DNA-binding transcription factor activity.